GGGGCGGAGGGGCGGCGCGCAGAGGAGCGGCGGCUGUGGGAGCGGACGGGCGCGGUCUGAACCUGAGCGGCGGCAGACACAAGACUCCAGCAGCCAUGUCGAAGCACCACGAUGCAGGGACUGCCUUCAUCCAGACCCAGCAGCUGCACGCUGCCAUGGCAGACACCUUCCUGGAGCACAUGUGCCGCUUGGACAUCGACUCGGAGCCCACCAUCGCCAGGAACACUGGCAUCAUCUGCACCAUCGGUCCAGCCUCCCGCUCCGUGGAGAAGCUGAAGGAAAUGAUUAAAUCUGGAAUGAACGUUGCCCGCCUCAACUUCUCUCAUGGCACUCAUGAGUAUCAUGAGGGCACAAUCAAGAACGUGCGAGAAGCUACAGAGAGCUUUGCCUCUGAUCCCAUCACCUACAGACCUGUAGCUAUUGCACUGGACACCAAGGGACCUGAAAUCAGAACUGGACUCAUUAAGGGAAGUGGCACAGCAGAGGUGGAGCUGAAGAGGGGGGCACAGCUCAAAGUGACCCUGGACGAUGCCUUCAUGGAGAACUGUGAUGAGAACGUGCUGUGGAUGGACUACAAGAAUCUCACCAAGGUUGUGGAUGUUGGCAGCAAGAUCUACGUGGACGAUGGUCUGAUUUCCUUGCUGGUUAAGGAGAAAGGCAAGGACUAUGUGCUGACGGAGAUCGAGAACGGGGGCAUGCUGGGCAGCAAGAAGGGAGUCAACCUGCCCGGCGCCGCCGUCGACCUGCCUGCAGUCUCCGAGAAGGACAUCCAAGACCUGAAGUUUGGCGUGGAGCAGAACGUGGACAUGGUGUUUGCUUCCUUCAUCCGCAAGGCUGCUGACGUCCACGCGGUCAGGAAGGUGCUGGGGGAGAAGGGGAAGAACAUCAAAAUCAUCAGCAAGAUCGAGAACCACGAGGGCGUGCGCAGGUUUGAUGAGAUCAUGGAGGCCAGCGACGGCAUUAUGGUGGCCCGUGGGGACCUGGGGAUUGAGAUUCCUGCUGAAAAAGUCUUCCUGGCCCAGAAGAUGAUGAUUGGGCGCUGCAACAGGGCUGGCAAACCCAUCAUCUGUGCCACUCAGAUGCUGGAGAGCAUGAUCAAGAAGCCUCGGCCGACGCGCGCCGAGGGCAGCGACGUGGCCAACGCGGUGCUGGACGGAGCCGACUGCAUCAUGCUGUCUGGGGAGACCGCCAAGGGCGACUACCCGCUGGAGGCUGUGCGCAUGCAGCACGCGAUUGCCCGGGAGGCCGAAGCCGCCAUCUUUCACAGGCAGCUGUUUGAGGAGCUGCGCCGCCUGACCUCCCUCAACUGCGACCCCACCGAGGCCGCCGCUGUCGGCGCUGUGGAAGCGUCCUUCAAGUGCUGCAGCGGGGCCAUUAUUGUCCUCACCAAAUCUGGAAGGUCGGCGCACCUGGUGUCGCGGUACCGCCCGCGGGCGCCCAUCAUCGCCAUCACCCGCAACGACCAGACCGCACGCCAGGCCCACCUCUACCGUGGCAUCUUCCCCGUCCUCUGCAAGGAGCCGGCUCUGAGUGCCUGGGCAGAGGACGUGGACCUCCGCGUCAACCUGGGCAUGAAUGUUGGCAAAGCUCGUGGGUUCUUCAAGAGCGGCGACCUGGUGGUCGUGCUGACCGGCUGGCGCCCCGGCUCCGGCUACACCAACACCAUGCGUGUGGUGCCAGUGCCCUGAGCAGCUGCACACCUCCCUGCCCCCACCGCCCCUUCUCCCUUCCCCCCCCCCUCCCCUCGCCUUAGACCAGCCACCGCUUGCGCUGUCCUUGUCCCUAGAGUGGAUGUAGGUUGCUAAACACCACCCAGUGCAGCAGCAGUAGCAGGGGGAGGAGACCUUAAAUCACUAAAAGAAGAGAACUGUACUUGAAGUGUUUAGUUUCUUUCUUUGGUUUUCUUUUGGUGUUUGGUUUUGUUUUUUUAGUUCAAACCUCUCCCCAUAGCAAAGCCCUGCCCUGAUGUGACGUGGAGGUUCCUGCGUGCUGCUGGGACUCCUCUUAGCCUAGUGACUGUCCUCAGGGUGUUGUAUGUCCCUUUCCUUACCCCUCUAUUGAGGGGUUUUGGGAAGGGGAGAGGUGACUUGUGGUCAACGGUUCCCCUGUAACCCUCUUCACUCCAGGGAAGCUGCUAUUCACCCCCUCCCUCCCCUGCACUGUCCUGGCCAGAAAUCCCACCCCCACAGACCAAAUCUGAGGUGAAUCCCACCCCCUCUAAGCUGCUUGGGGUUUUUUUUGUCGGGGUGGGGGCAGAAGAAGGGUGCUGGCUCCUCAUGCCAUGCCAAGGGCUUCCUCUGCGCAUCAUCUUGUGUGUUUAGUGUGUUCCCUGUUCCCCCCCAGAGCCUUCCCUUCUCUCUCUCCACACUCCGAUGGGCCCCUGGGGUGGCAGAGCACAGUUGUCCAUCAAUAAAGAGAAGCUGAAGCACCUGC
Molecule: messenger RNA, 2433 nt
Organism: Pogoniulus pusillus (Red-fronted tinkerbird)
Lineage: Eukaryota; Metazoa; Chordata; Aves; Piciformes; Lybiidae
Gene: PKM
Product: pyruvate kinase M1/2
Exons: 11
Coding region: 96-1688 (530 amino acids)
Biological process (GO): cellular response to insulin stimulus; glycolytic process
Cellular component (GO): cytoplasm
Molecular function (GO): magnesium ion binding; potassium ion binding; pyruvate kinase activity
Source: RefSeq, a predicted model, not a curated record